AUGCAUUUUGUAUUUUUGAAAUUCUUUCCCUUUUUAAUUGCGGCAUUUAAUUUAACCUUCGCAUGGAAAGUCAAAGUUGAUCGUCAGCUCAAUGGAAUUGAUCACUUCGAGCUACUUGAUGACGACAAGAAGAGCAUUUGUACAACCACAGAAAAAGCCAUGGAAUUCUGCGCCAAACACCGGGCUGUUAUGGUCAGAAAUACAAGAAUAUGUCUAGAUGAUCAACAAUCGCUUUACUGUAGAUGUAAUUCCACAAAGUCGACGUUUUUACUGCACGAAGAAAGGUGUGUUGUUGAAGAAAAUGUUCCACGAUAUCUCCCGAUUGGACCUUUUCCAGGUAGGGUAUGACUUUAGAUUAUUACCAUAAUAUUUAUGGAAGAAAAAUCACCAUUUUUUUACGUUAAAAAUCAUGCGUUUGAUUUUGUAAAGUAACUGAAUGAUAACAAUAGCUCAAUGAACCACCACUCGACAGUGCGGCUUUUUAAAUGAGGAAUUGGAAUGCAGUUCCCACUUUAGCAUUUGAUUUUUUUUUUCCAACUCCACUGUCGCAAUAUUACAAUAGUCCGUAUUAAUAUAACCCAGUACAUGCAUGUACAUUCAUUGUUAUAAUUCUGGGGAAAAAUGGGGAAAAAGUGAAAGGCAAAUUAGAACGUAGAAGAUUGGUUAUCGAAAGUGAAACAGCUUUUUUAUUCAUUUCCGGCCCCUUUGUUUAUUGUUUGAAUUUUAAGCGGUAGUAAGUAAUACAUAGCGUUUUCUUCCUUUUUAAAAAGUGCAAGUGGCUGAUAAAAGUUGCGUUUUGUCUAAUAAGAAGCUCAUUUCUCCCAUGAAUGCAAUAAAAAUUCCUUUCAAUAAUUAUUAUUGCUACAGAACGCGACCUUAAAUAAUAGGCUUUGAGGUUAGACAAGAAUGGCAGAAAUUUUCUUUUUUUUUCUGCAUUGCAAAACGAAAUAAACUAUACGAGAAAUAGCGCUUGAACUUCUCGUAAGUGAUUUGAUUAAGCCUUUUUUGGAAAGAAAGCUUAAAUUUUAAAACAUAACGUAACUAUAAAAUCUCGCAGUGGGAGUUUUAAUUAUCGUGGGUGUAUGGACACGUUCGCCAUAAAAAGGCGUGUCGGUAUAAUCUUUUCCGGCUGGCCUACUUGCUUCGUUUUUGUCCUGAUUUGUCUAGUAAUUUCCCCAGAAAUUCAGAUAAUACCGAGAAAAAUCUUCCAAGCGACGUGCGAAUCUUUUAAGCCAUUUAGUCUUAAUAGACUCAAUGCCAAGGAACUAGUACAUCUAUCGCCAAAAAACAUCUGUUUAGUUACAAGGACCAAUAAGGAAAUGCCGUGAAACCAGAUGUGGAUGGGUUUCCUGUAAAAGAAAACAGUAUUAAUGUACUUAGCCCACAUACUUUUCUUAGUCUACCACCUUUUAUUCGACCUCUACCCGGAUUGCGUAGGUUGUUUUGAUAGUUUGUUCAACUGGUUUUCGUAAUUUUAUUUGCAAAAUAAAAUGCAUUUUUUGCGACGAGAGUUUUGGUAGGGGCAGGCCCUUCGCCGACACCACAUUAUUUUCAACUGAUUUUUGGCCCGGGGGGUUACUUGGGUUAAUUUUUGUUGGGUUUGUGUCGAUGGCCUCUCAGAGCCCCUACCCCAUUAUAGUCUAUUCUGUGACCAAUUAUGGGCCCCAUCUUAAUCACUUUUGGGCAAAUAUGUAAUUUUCGCGAUCCCAACUUAGUCACUCUCUAUGUAAAUAUCUUAUGAACCCUUUAAAUAAUUCAUCCUAAAAUGACUUGAGCCAUUUUUCACCUACAGUACAAACAUUCUGGUACGUUUGCUAACCUUCCGAAAAUGUCUGAACCCAUUCUAAUAACUCUAUUGAAAAUGCUACCCCAUUAUAGUCAAUCCAGUCGUGAAAAUGCGACCCCAUCCAGCGGCACAUCCCCAUCAGCCUCUUAGAAGGAAAUACCCCCCCCCCCCCCCCCCCCCUUUUCCAACCCUCCGAAAAAGUCUUAACCCAAUCUAAAUAACCUAAUGAAAAUGCCUCCCCCAUAAAAUCAAACCCGGUCGGAAAAAGCCGCCCCCUCCCCCCGCCCAACCCCCUCCGGCUCUUAAAAAGAAAAACCCCCCCCCCCUCCCAGGAUUUUUGGUUUGUUUACGUGAAACAAAAAAAGUGUGAAAAAUAAACUUAACUCAAGGGAUUGUCCUGUCCUGGACGACGAGUAGAAGUGGAAAGUGGAAUUCCUAAGAAAAUGAUAUCGCCUUUCCCAAGAUACUUUAGCAUUGUCUCCUCCAUUCCUUCCAUUUCUCUGCUGAAAUUCUUCUGGCAAUCGAACUUUUGUUUUCCCAAUUCACACCACAUGACGGUCUUAGGAGAAAUUCCGUUUGUGUUUUUGGAUAGGCCGACAUUUGAACGAACAGCUCUCCGGUGUACAAACAUCACGUGGUUUGAAAUCCCGUAGUCUUCGAGGACUCCCUAUGGAGCCGUAUGUUCCAUAGGGCCCUAUAUUAGGGCUCACCAGAGGGCCUUCGUAGCAUGCCAUGCCUGCGUAGCACUCGCUGUUUUUUUUUUUUUCUUUUUUUUAGGGCGAAGGGAGAAAUUUUGAGGACACCCGCGCGCUCGAGCAAAGAAAGGGAGAGGAGAUUCCUCUUCCGCCCUGCGCGUGUUCCUCGAGCGCGCUCUAUAAAACUAACUGGCGCCUGCCACUCAGUCGAACGUAGGCCCCCUGAGAGCUUGCUCGUAGGCUGGAAAACGCGUAGCUUGCUUAGCAUAUAGUCGAUGGAAAGCGAACCUGUAUUCUAUGAAAUUCUUUAAAAUUGCUCAAGAGAAAAUGUUUAAAAGCAAACUUUGAAAGAGUUGAUCUUUUCUCUCCAUUUGUUUCUCAAGACUGCAAGUUUCCCAUGGCCAUUCAAGAUAGUUCGAACCAUCGAAGCUGUGAUUCGAACCCAGUUCCCGCUCUGUUAACAAGUACAAAUGGCAAGCCCCGGAGUUAUUCGGUCUGCUCCGAGCUUGCAUCACGAGAGGUCAUUAGCUGUGACGUUUCCAAGGGUAAUUCCUGGUACUUAAACAAUGGACGGUGGAAACGAAUGUGGGAACUGUUUUCAAGGGGAAAGUCUUCCACUGGGUCGGAAGCUAAUUUGGAAACGAUUCUUCAAAAGGUAUUUUAUCUAUCUAUACGUAACCACAUGAACGAAGCCUCGUGUACUAGGAAACUGUUACACGAGACGAUUCGCAACGACGAAUUUUAGCACAACACAAACGCUAAAAAUCGUCGUUGCGAAUCGUACUGUGUAACAUCACCUUUAACCGAAGACGGCGACAAGGGUAGUGAAAACGUCGCUAAAAAAAUGAAUUUGCGUCCUUUCAAACUUUAUCGCGUCUAUUUGGACCAGCUAAAUUCGUGGAAUGUAGCGGUUUCUCCUUGAGAUGAAUUCUUAAGGGCCUUAACCAGCUUCAAAAAGAGAAAGGGAAAUUCGUCGUCGCAUGUUCACGUCCUUCAUAAAACGCCGUUUUAAGAGGUUUCAAGUCGUAGUCGUGCAAUGGACAUCAAAGUGGAAUGUACUAAAGAGCGUGAAGAUCUGUUUUUUUGCUUAAAAAAUUAAUUGUUUUUUGACGUUGUCGUUGUCGUCGUCCGGACGUGUUUUCUUAAGCUCCCUAGUUACUCGAUCACUCAAGUGACCUUUAACCCUUUAAGCCCCAAGGUCCACAUACAAAUUCUCCAGAGUGAUCUCCACCCAUUUCUUUUAAGAUUAGUUGAGAGAAUUUGGUUUAAGAUGGAAGCAUUUUCCCUUUGGUAAUCAAUUUAGUGAUUCUCAUAACCUUUACUCUUGAUGAUCUACUGAUGUUGUUAAGAGAAAAUUGAUGUUGGUCACUGUUGGGCCCUAAAGGGUUAAUGGAAAUGAUAGAGAGCCUAUGAGAAUUUUACUUAACCACAAACUAGGGGGCGGUUAUUAAGUACUUGAAAAGUAGACGCCAUUCACGACGGUCACGUAGAAUGUUGUUGGUUUGGUUUGCACUUGUGUGGAGGCCGGAGGAGGGUCCGCGUUUGACCUGAGAACUAUGAGACGAUGAAAACUAAAAAGACAGUGCUCGGGUUAACCUGAUCACUAAACUUCAAUAAACUUCAACUUCAACUUCACUUCAAAAAGGAACCCGUAAUUGAGUUACAUUCCAUAAAAAGGAGGAAUUUAAAAUACUUCUUUGUCCUUCACAUUAGAUACAUGCAGGUUAAUAAAUCUGCGGGCGAAUGGGCUCCCUGUGUCUCUAAUGGUCCUAUAUAUGCUUUCAAUUCAAGAGUAAUAAAGGAUGACUUUAAUAGAGUAUACACUGUAAACACCUUUCGCAUGCUGCUCCUAAGCGGAGAUCAAAUAAGUGACCAAUUUAAGUACUCUGUGAAAAAUUUGGACAUCAUGAAGUUAAGGGUAAAGAAUUCGCAGAACACGCUUUUGAUUUAAACACAUGGUUUUUCAUUUCCAUCUGUAGUUGAGCUCAAAUAACUCAAGAUGGAGUGGGUUUAUCGUUUCUCUGCAAGCAACUUGUACGGUGAAACUGGAUUUUCUAAGACUUCGAGGCAACCCACCACCUGAGGAGAUGAAAACCUGUCUUCUCCUCAAGAUCAACGGUUUCCACUUAUGUAAGUAUAGCGGUCUUUCUAGGUUAUAAAACGUAUGUCAUAUAAUGUGCGUUUUGUAUCAAUAGCUUUCUAAUUUGAGUGGUCACACUUCAGGAUUUCAUCCACAGACUCAAAAGUUAGAACCACGUUGUACAGCAUAACAAACAGUACCACAGGAAAGCACUGCUCAGUAGAUUUCAUUUGAAUGGUCACACUUAAGGAUUUCAUCCACGGACUCAAAAGUUAGAACCACUUUGUGCACCAUAAUAAACAGUACCGCAGUAAAGUACUGCUCAGUAGCUUUCAUUUAUAUGGUCACUUUGUACGUAAGUUCGUUUCAAGACUGGUUUACUUAAUUUUAAUCUUAAAUUUUCCUUUUUUCCUUCUAGGGUCACUGAAAUUACAUCAGAUGAACUUUACUCAACCAAGGGAAGAUAUAAUAUUUAAUACGACAAGGAAUUAUACCAGCCAUUUAGAAGAUUACACUAACACUUCGUCAGAUACAACAGUGACAAAGAGUGUUUUAACUACAACACUGCGAAUUCCUACAACAGCAACUUAUAGCAAAAGCGUCGAACCACAUAGCUGGACAUCUGUUCUUCUUGUUGUAUUUUACAGCGUCAUAUUAAUUGUUAUUGUUGUUAUUACUCUUUGGGUGUUGCGUGAUGAAUGUCGCCCGUCUCUGAAGACUGCUUGGUGAGUAUUUCCAACGUUUAACAUUUUCUCUGUUAACUUGCUAAGUGAUUUUGUCCCAUCACAACGGCCGUAGACAUUUCAAUACUAAACGGGUGAGACCUCAAAGCAAAAUCAUACAGCCGCGCCUAAGCGCGGGAAAAUCUUUGCGGGCAAGUCGCAAUGAGGUCAUUCACUUUCAGCUUGAAUUCUGAUUGGUUUAACUUAUGGCGCGACUUUUGCAGCCAACCACAUACUGUACCUUAUGCAACCUCGUCCCCAGGGGACGAGUAGGCGAGAGUCCUGAGAACGAAGUUGUACCAGAUGUAAGUCGUACCCGAGGUAGAGGUUGAGAGUUGAGACCUUUGUAUUUGUUAGGGUCUUGAACCAUUUUCCUUUAGUUACUAACUAGCUCUAAUAUCUCUGAUUUCAGGAAAACGUCAAAACGAAGGCAGAGCAUAGGUGUGUAAAAAACCUUAUUUUUAUGUUUGCAUUAUCAUUGAAUUAAAUAUUAGGUUAAGUUUCGUUUUCUGGUCGACCAAAAAACGGCCUUCGAUUCUUCCUUUUAUUUUAAAGAGGUAUUUUCCUCCCGACAUAUUAUUAAAGACAUGGACAAAAAUAUUUAGAAAGUAAAACGUUUUUUGUUACAGUAUUUUUGGAGUCCCCAACCCAUCCCACUUGAAAGUUCCAUGAAAAAAUCGAUCCUUAAGUACGACGAUUUAUCAUUUUUUUUUCCUGUCAUAGGAAAUCCAACGUACGAACGAGGCCGUACCAACAGCCUUUCUUUGAUGCCAAUGAGAACUGUCAAUCAUUUAGACCCUUCUCCGUACGCCGUUUGCCCCUGUGCUGCGGUAUAUCAGCCAAUAGUGGAAAAUACCAGGCCACACAACCUAAAUGAUUGCAGUAACUUGUAUGAGAGUUUGAAAAGCGUCAAGAAAAAUUCACAGCGAAGAGCGGCGACUAACUCAUUGUACCAGGAUUUGAACAUUACCAAUACAAAUACGUCGAGUGUGAAUGCGAAUUCAGAGGAACUGAAUUGUCCACCGGAAGCGGAAACGAAAACCCCUUCGUCGUUGGCAUCAAAUGACAGUAACUCUUGUGGA
Messenger RNA from Porites evermanni, 6365 nucleotides. Lineage: Eukaryota; Metazoa; Cnidaria; Anthozoa; Scleractinia; Poritidae. The record is from the annotation of a GenBank genome assembly.